Messenger RNA from Danaus plexippus (monarch butterfly), 840 nucleotides. It is a transcript of the gene DENR, whose product is annotated as density-regulated protein homolog. Gene Ontology annotation, molecular function: translation initiation factor activity; mRNA binding. Bases 185 to 718 code for a protein of 177 amino acids. The record is from RefSeq and is a predicted model, not a curated record. Gene Ontology annotation, biological process: formation of translation preinitiation complex; translation reinitiation. The transcript is spliced from 4 exons. NCBI's taxonomy places the organism in Eukaryota, Metazoa, Arthropoda, Insecta, Lepidoptera, Nymphalidae.
GAACAGUAUGCCGUAGUCGUCAUUUUAAUAAAAAACUUCUGUUCGUAUUGAAUUUGGUUAUAUUUCGGAAAUUUAAAAAUAAUUCAAUACACUUUUAGUCAAAAGACAGAACUAUAAUCUUAUGCUUUUAAUAAUCGCACAAUAAUAUGCAAAAGUGACUUAUUAAUUCAUAAAUAUUGAAAUAAUGGCGGACAGAGAUCUCUCUUUAGGUCCUCGGGAUGGAGUUACUUACCCAAUAAGAGUACAGUAUUGCGGUAAUUGUUCGAUGCCAAUAGAAUAUUGCGAAUAUUAUCCUGAAUAUGAUAAAUGCAAACAAUGGCUCGAAAAGAAUCUUCCGACUGAAUUUGAAAAAGUCAAGAUAGACGAGGAUGACAAUGGAGGUGGAGAGGAAGAAAAGAAAAGACAGAAAAGAGGUGGCAAGGGCAUGUUAAAAUCAAAGAAAAAGGAAGAUGUUCCAAAACUGGUGCAAGUAUCUAGAGCCCCCCGUGGUAAAAAGAAAUCAGUUACUGUAGUGUCAGGACUGAGUACAUUUGACAUAGACUUAAAGGUAGCUGCAAAAUUCUUUGGCACCAAGUUUGCAUGUGGAUCUUCAGUUACGGGUGAUGACGAAAUUGUUAUUCAAGGUGAUGUCAAAGAUGACCUUUUCGAUGUUAUUCCAGAGAAAUGGCCUGAGAUUGAUGAAGAUAGUAUUGAAGAUCUUGGAGACCAAAAGAGAUAAUUACUCCAAUCGGAAACCAUCUCUACUCUGUGUGCUCUGUAUUCAUCCUAAAGAGUCAUAAGCAACAAUGAUUAUUGUUAUGUCUUUUUUCAUGUGGAGUAAUAAAGAAGUUUUCUAAACUU